Tigriopus californicus is the source of this 891-nucleotide messenger RNA. RefSeq lists its product as uncharacterized. The transcript has a single exon. Gene Ontology annotation, biological process: DNA integration. Gene Ontology annotation, molecular function: nucleic acid binding. The record is from RefSeq and is a predicted model, not a curated record. Lineage: Eukaryota; Metazoa; Arthropoda; Copepoda; Harpacticoida; Harpacticidae. The coding region runs from base 1 to 891 and encodes 296 amino acids.
AUGCUCUACGUGAUUUUGAUCCUCCGUCUGGUCGAUUUGGGCACCUCCAUGUUGACAUCGUUGGACCUCUCCCCCUUCUUCUGGAUUCCGCUACUUGUUCACUAUGGUGGAUCGGUGGACUCGUUGGCCGGAGGUUUAUCCCAUGAAACCAUGUCCAGUGGGGACUGUGCCGGUGCCUUGGUUCAUGGUUGGAUCUCCAGGUUUGGAAUUCCGGAGAAAAUAACAACCGAUCGUGGGAGACAGUUUGAGUCUGCCCUUUGGCAUGAGCUUGGUCGGUUUCUUGGCUUCAAAUGCUCGCGUACCACCUCUUAUCACCCUCAAACGAAUGGCCUGGUGGAACGGUUUCAUCAAUCUUUAAAGGCAUCUCUCAUGGCCAAGCUGGGGAAUAUCAAUGAUUGGUACCAGGAACUUCCGUGGGUUUUGCUUGGGCUGCGUUCUGCUGUGAAGGAUGAUUUGGGUUAUUCGCCAGCUCAGGCGACCUAUGGAGAAUCUCUGAGAGUUCCAGGGCGGUUCUUUUCCACGGACCCUGUUCCUCCGGCUUCGGGAACGUUUGUCGCCGACAUCCGUUGCAGAAUUUCAAAAUUUCCUUUUGUGAAUCCCCGUCGACAUGGUUCUGUUUACCAUUCUCAUCUUCGUCCUUAUCUACAGUUGAUUUCGUGUUUUGUUCGUGUUGAUGCCUGUACUCCUCCUCUAACUCCACCUUAUGUGGGACCUUAUAAGAUCAUCGAACGUCACUCUGACUAUUUCGUGCUGGAUCUGAAUGGAAGGAUUGACACCGUGACGGUUGACAGGUUGAAGCCAGCUUUUCGGUCGGUUGACCUCCUUCCAGGCAUCUCGGAGCCUCGGGUGUCUAGGCGAGGACGCCUGAUUUAUGACCAAUUUCGUCAGUAA